Molecule: messenger RNA, 5429 nt
Organism: Osmia bicornis bicornis
Lineage: Eukaryota; Metazoa; Arthropoda; Insecta; Hymenoptera; Megachilidae
Product: DDB1- and CUL4-associated factor 6-like
Exons: 16
Coding region: 338-2791 (817 amino acids)
Biological process (GO): positive regulation of transcription by RNA polymerase II
Cellular component (GO): cytoplasm; Cul4-RING E3 ubiquitin ligase complex
Molecular function (GO): protein binding
Source: RefSeq, a predicted model, not a curated record
AGCUCUCGCGCAUUUUCUUUCGGCCCUGCGUGUGUAUACAUUCGCUCAGCUGUUCUGAUUAGAAGUGAUCGCAGCUCAUCUGAUUGCACAAAUUCUCGAAGCUUUGGAAUUUAUUUUUAGCACACGUGCCAUGUCGGUUUGGUAUGAUCCUCGUGGAUUUUUGCUGCGUAAGAGCAUGUUAUUCGGUGUUUGAUUCGGUCGAUAUACGAACGUUUCUCGCUGAUUUAACAAAUUCGCUCGCUCUUCACGUUAGUUAUCACAAGUUUGACAUUAAUCCGAGAUCGAUGUACCCCGCAAAUUGACGCUCAAUUUUCACCGUGAUAGUUAAGGAUUAACCAUGAAGAAGACACGAUCGAAUAUUUUUCAUGACAUUUAUUACCAGCCAUACGAUGAUUGCACCAGGAUGAAGCUUUACUCUAGCAGUAAAGCAAGUCUUCAAAUGGUGCAGCGUAUGGCAUUAUUAAAAAGAUUAAAAGUUCAUAAUGGUUGUGUAAACUCUGUUUGUUGGAAUGCUACCGGUGAUUUGAUAUUAUCUGGUAGCGAUGAUCAACACCUUGUACUUACGAAUGCUUAUAAUUAUGAGGUGUUAACAGAUUGUAAAACCAGUCAUAGAGCUAACAUAUUUAGUGCAAAGUUUUUGCCUAAUAGUGGAGAUCAUCGAAUAGUUUCAUGUAGCGGCGAUGGCAUUAUUUUGUAUACAGAUUUAAUGAGAAGGACUAAAACAUUUCAUAAUCAAUUUAAUUGUCAUAGUGGUACUACUUAUGAAAUAGCAACAAUACCUGGCGAACCACAUAAUUUUCUAAGUUGUGGGGAAGAUGGAAGCGUAAGAUGGUUUGAUUUAAGAAUAAAAGAUAAAUGUAGUGCACCCAGAUGUACAGAGGAUGUAUUAAUUUCAUGCGAAAGAGCUAUAACUGCCUUAUCAGUAAACCUCACUUCACCCCAUCAAAUAGCAAUCGGUUGUUCUGAUAGUACUGUUAGAAUAUUUGAUAGAAGAACACUUGGCACACCAGCUACUGGCUGGACAGACAAGGCUAGAGCAGUAAGGCCUAUAUGCAGUUUCACUGUUCCAGAAUUUGAAGGAAAUUCUCAUAGAAUAACAUCCUUAAAUUACAGUCCCGAUGGGCAAGAUGUGCUUGUUAGUUACAGUAGUGAUCACCUUUACCUGUUCAAUGUGAAGGAUCAAGCUAGUGUACACUUGAAAAAAAGUAUUGGCACUGGAAAAGGAAUGGGUAAAAAGAAAAGGUUACGCUCACCGUUACCGGUACGUAGAUUAAGACUCAGGGGUGACUGGUCUGAUACUGGUCCCGAUGCUCGACCUGAAUGCGAAGGUGGUCGACGUAGUGGGACAGAAAUUGCUCAAGCCAGGCCAGUUCUUCAUACGUCGUUAAUGCAAAGAAUGACAGAUGUUCUCAGUAGAAUGUUAAAUGAUCCAGCCACCAGGGCAGCGUUGUGCGGUGGCGGUGAGGAUAGUUUGGAAGGUGUAAUUGAUAAUCAAGAAAACGCGCAACAUAACAACGAAAAUGUCACGGAAUCCACCGAGGAAAGGCAUAACGAAACUGAAGGAACAGAAAGAACUUCAGCUCAGAGUAAUCAGGAAGCAGAUAUUUCAGAACAACCCACUGACAGACCCGAAAAUCCAAGUUGUAGUGGUACACAAAGUAAACCUGAAACAAGUUAUUCCGCGGAAACGAAAGAAGAAGCAUCAUCGGAAACUAUGCCUUCUAAUGAAACAACCGAUGAAACAUCAGUUGAAUGCAAAUCGUAUGUUCCUAUGGAAACUGAAUCUAGUCAAGUAGAAUCACAAAAGUAUUCUGUCCAGCCUUGUUCUUCGCGCGAUGCGGAUAAUUCCAACGAUGCUCCGGAAGAAGAUCAAGUUAGUAGCGACGAUUCACCGUGUACCAGCAUGGGAAAUAAACAAGAAGGUCACAUGAUGAAAAACCUUCAAGAUAGACUGACGAAAAUGAGAGUUGGUUUUCUUGAAAAACACGGUAGCGAGCCUGCUGUGAGUUUAACUUACACAGACAAAAGUUCAACGAGUGCUACGAUAUCUCUCGGUGUAGCUGAUGAAAUGAUUCGCGAUGGUUAUCAUGCAGGACCAUCUGGAAGUUGCAGCAGCGGAACAUUCUCUGGCAGAAAUCAUGACAAACACAUACGAUAUAACAAUACACAAGAAAAGACUGAUGAAAGUGAUUUUACUGAUAGUGACGAUGAAGAUAUACAGUCUGGAGAAAGAUUAAGAAAUACAAUGGACAUGGACGAAGCCGUCGGCAAUGCUCGAUCGCGUCGAGGAUCUGCGACCUUUGAUAAACAGUGCGUAACGGAGCUUCGCGUGAAGCAAAAAUACAUGGGGCAUCGCAAUGCUAGUUUCUUUAGGACUAUGAUCAAGGAGGCGAACUUCUGGGGCAACGAUUUCGUCAUGUCGGGUAGUGAUUGUGGCCACGUCUUUGUGUGGGAGAAGGACACGGCGAGAUUGUGUAUGUUACUCGAAGCUGAUCAACACGUGGUGAACUGUUUGCAACCGCAUCCCUACUUGCCUUUGUUGGCUACCGCUGGUAUUGAUUACGACGUUAAACUCUGGGCACCGAUAAACGAGGAAUCUAGUUUCGACGAAAAGUUUGCCGAGGAUCUAAAAAAGAGGAACGCAGUCAUGUUGGAAGAGACCAAAGAUACAAUGACUGUACCUGCUGUAUUUAUGAUCAGAAUGCUGGCAUGUCUCAAUCAGAUACGCAGAGGACGCGGUCGGAACAGGCGGAGGGGCGGCGAUGAGAGCGGUGAAUUAAGAGGUGGCUAAGCCGUUUUCGACGAUAAUGCCGAUUGUGGGGAAAAAAGCGUCAAUCCGAUCCGAGGACGACUCCAACGAAAGCAUCUUAUCAACGUCGACGACUGACAAUUGAUUAGAAAAGUUCCAGCAAUUACAGCUAUAAAAAAAAAAAAAAGAAAUGGAAAAAAAUAGAAAUCUAUAUUUAUGAUUUAUCGUUACAAAAAUAAUUGAACGAAUAUUUAAUCUGAUAAGCUUUGAGUACCGUAUCAUUAUUGGUGAGAGAUAAGCCGUUUCUUUUGUUUUCUCUUCUCUGUCGGUUCUUUUUUCGUCCUUGUUCUAUUUAUAACGCGUUUCGCAUAAGUUACAUGUAUUUUGUUUUGCCGAUUUGUAUGAAAGUUACGAAGGCUUUGUCCCUUUCGUUUUUCUGUUUUUUUUUUUUUCUAUUUUAUAUACGGACAUUUCAAUGACAUUAUUGUUUUGAAUGGAACCACGUUAUUCAGCGUUUCAUGACGCAUUUAAUAACGCGAAGAUAAGACACGCGUAUGCGAGCAAUUCACGAGAUUUUUCUGGGUGAAUACAAAUGUGAAAGAUACAGAGUUCAAUUGUUGUUGUUAAUUUUUUAUAGAGUCAUGCGUAAUGUGAUUAUUAAUUACAAAGUAGUGCGACUAAAACAAACGUAUCUGGUUCCAUUUAAAGCACGAUACGUGUUAAAAUACAUUUAACUUUUCCUUUUAGAUAGUAGAGUAAUACAUUUCUGUGUCGUUGAUAAUUCGAGAAAUAAAUUAUAUACGGUGUUUCAUAACAUGGAUGAGUAAAUCAAUCCAUGAAUUUUUCAACUAAUGAAACCUGUUUUCCUUUUGCUCGUGUAACAAAAAAACCCGGCAAUGUUAAUUUGAUAUAUUUUCUUAUGCUGAAGUAUACUCCACAUAGUAUGAAACACCAUGUAAAUUGCAUAUAAUUUUUGUAACGAAACGCGUUACUUUCACCUGGUUACCUUGAAAUGUAAUCUCAACGAAUUGAAAACAUGUUCUUGAAAGGCUUAAGGAAAUUUCGCGUGUUUGUUUGUUCUAUUUUCUUUUUAUCUUCUUGUGUGAUUAAACGACAAAAGCUUCGAUUAAUUAAUUCUCUUGUUGUACAGUAUCGAGCAUAGUAGGCUUCCCUAGAAAAAAUGACGUCAAAACCUUAAUUUUGACGAUACACAAAAUAACAUCCUUUUAAUUAUUAAAUGUUACAAAAUUUAGUACAUAACUGAAAAGUACGAAUACUAAAGUAAAUAUUAAUUAAAAUUUUCCCGCGUAAAUGAUUAUAUGCAAGUAGAGGGGAAUCACGGUAUGUACAAGGUGUCGUCUCAUAACUCUUGUAACAGCCAAAAAUAGGGGGUUGCUGGGAUGAUUCCGAACAACUUUUUCCUUUACCAAAAUGUUGGUUGAAGCUUCGUUUUUGAAUUAUUAACGAAAAACACUGGCCAAUGAGAGCGCACGCUCUACGCGAGAGCGUUGGCUUUUAACCGCGCUCGGUCGUGGUCGUGAACAGACACAUUGACAUAGCGUGGGUAUCGAGGGAAGCAUGCGACUAAUUCCACAUUGUUCUUAAUUUAAGACGAUGUAACAUUUGUAGCAUGCUUCUCUCGAUACCCACGUUGUACCAAUGCGUUUGUUCACGACCACGACCGAGUGCGGUUGAGAGCCAACGCCCUCGUGGUUCAGCGCGCGCUUUCAUUGGCCAGUGUUUUUCGUUAAUAAUUCAAAAACGAAGCUUCAACCAACAUUUUGGUAAAGGAAAAAGUUGUUCAGAAUCACCCUAGCAACCCCCCAUUUCCGGGUGUUACGCGAGUCCCGGGACACCCUGUAUAUGGGGCCCUCUAUUCCUACAUCAUUUUUCUCGGGACCCUACCCUGGUAUGGACUGGGAACUUGGGAACUCGGGGGAGGCUUGGAAGCCUACCAUGCUCAGUGUUGUACAGUGUCUUGUCGAACUGAAGAAUAUAGCUUUUAGAUUGUAGAUUCGUUCACGCCUAGUUUGCGAUGUCGCGUUUGCGAUGUAGAGACGCUUUUGCUGGAGAAAAACAAAAGAACGUUUUCUUUUAGAGGUUUAGACAUUUCAAUGAAAAUAAAAUGAAAAGGUUUAUUAAAGGAUAACACCGCAGAUGAAUUAUAAAAAAUAGAUCAUUCAUAUAUUUUUAUCACACAGUUCAGGGUGGUUUAGAGCACCCUUAUCAUUUUUAUGUCACAUCUUACCUUAUCGAUUGCGAUUCAAUCAUAAUGUUAUUGGCGGUAGGAAUUAAAAUCAAAAACUUUGCGCGCAGAUUCGAAUCUCGAUGUGCCUUUUUAUUCUUUUUCGUUAUUAAAUUUAACUUUUCUAUUAUAUAUAAAUAUAUAUAUAUAUUGUGUAAACAUAAUUGUGGGAAAUUUGACAAAAUCAAAUUUCCAAAACUAGCCAAUUGGAAUACCUCUUUUAUUAUCAUCUUCACCUGAUACAAAAUUCCGAUUUUAUUCACUUCCUAAUUCAGUUUCUAUGUAUGUACUGUAAUUCCUGUGUUACAAUAAUUAUAUCUACUCUUUAAAGUUACUUAUAGGAGUAGGAUGUGGGAAAAGCUAUGCUAAAACAUUAAUUUUUGAAUUCUUUUUCAUAAGAUGCUUUUAUCGAAUAAAGAAAAUGGUUUUUACUAU